GAUAAAUGAUUGAGCAGCUAUAAAUCAGGAGAGGCCUCUGAGAUGGUGGAACACAGACACACGUAACUUACGUAGCUAGAGGUAGCUAGCUUGUAUAGCAGCAAUGGCGGCAGCUUCUUCUUGGUGUCUGGUGGUGGUGAUGGUGGUGGCGCUGUGCGUGGGCGGCGGCGCGGCUCAGCUGUGCGAGGACUACUACGACUGCACAUGCCCGGACGCAUACGACAUCGUCCGGCGAGUCCUCAUCGAGGCGCACAAGAGCGACACCCGCAUCUUCGCCAGCCUCAUCCGCCUCCAUUUCCACGACUGCUUCGUCCAGGGCUGCGACGCCUCGCUCCUGCUGGACACCGUCCCGGGGAUGCCGUCCGAGAAGACCUCGCCGCCGAACAACAACUCGGCGAGGGGUUUCCCGGUGGUCGACGACGUCAAGGCGGCGCUGGAGGACGCCUGCCCCGGCGUCGUCUCCUGCGCCGACAUCCUCGCCCUUGCCGCUGAGAUCUCCGUCGAGCUGUCUGGUGGGCCCGGGUGGGGCGUGCUGCUGGGGAGGCUCGACGGCAUGACCUCCGACUUCAAUGGCUCCCUCGACCUGCCGGCCCCCACCGACAACCUCACCGUCCUCCGCCAGAAGUUCGACAAGCUCAACCUUAACGACGUCGACCUCGUCGCCCUCUCUGGUGGGCACACCUUCGGCCGGGUGCGGUGCCAGUUCGUGACGGACAGGCUCUACAACUUCAGCGGCACGGGGCGGCCGGACCCGACCAUGGACUUCGCCUACCGGAGCUUCCUCUCGCAGCGGUGCCCGCCCAACGGCCCACCGGCGGCGCUCAACGACCUCGACCCGACCACGCCGGACACCUUCGACAACCACUACUACACCAACAUCGAGGCCAGCCGCGGCUUCCUCCAGUCGGACCAGGAGCUCAAGUCGUCGCCGGAGGCGGGCGGGACGACGGCGCCCAUCGUCGACCGCUUCGCCUCCAGCCAGGGCGCCUUCUUCGCCAGCUUCGCGCAGUCCAUGAUCAACAUGGGGAACCUCGGCCCGGUCACUGACCCUUCCAUGGGAGAGGUCCGGACCAACUGCAGAAAGGUCAACGGAAGUUGAUUAAUACAGAUUAUAAACAUGGUGAUUACAGAGGUGAUCUGUGCAUAAUUAAGCAUGCAUUUGUGGGAAUAUUAGUUCAGUUUAAUUACUUAAGAAAAUGAAAAAGAAAUUGAAGGAAUGUGUUUAAUUUGGAUGCAAUUAAGGAAUCUUAUCAUGCAUCCAGCUUGAUAAAUAAUUGGCCACUAGUUGACCAAUGUAUUUGUACCGUGCAUGUGUUUGUUCCAAAAGACCGAGGCAAUCAGAAUUAUAUGUACAA
This is a messenger RNA of Oryza brachyantha (malo sina), 1355 nucleotides long. RefSeq names its product peroxidase A2-like. The transcript is spliced from 3 exons. The record is from RefSeq and is a predicted model, not a curated record. Lineage: Eukaryota; Viridiplantae; Streptophyta; Magnoliopsida; Poales; Poaceae. Gene Ontology annotation, molecular function: peroxidase activity; heme binding. Gene Ontology annotation, biological process: response to oxidative stress; hydrogen peroxide catabolic process. Bases 104 to 1099 code for a protein of 331 amino acids.